ACUGCGUCCUGUAACCCAAAUAAUAAUGUAGAAUAAUACGAUAUAAACAUAGUGGUUGUGCAGUAGACAGGACAAAUACCCUGUACAAACAAACAGUAGUGCAGGUUAAAUUCCAUGCUUUUAUUCUGAAGACAAAUAUCAAACAGGAAGGGGAAUGUCUCGUGUCCACGCUCGUGUCCGUUGUGCAGACGGAUGUUGUUAAGGGUUUGUAGCUAUAUAACGUGAACCUCACUACUUGGACAAUUUCUUAAUUCUGCUGCAAGAAAACUGUCGACAUGGCUUCAACGGUACCCAUUAAGAUUGGAAUAAUUGGUGGUUCAGGCCUUGAUGAUCCGGAUAUCUUGGAGGGGAGGACUGAACGUUAUGUGGACACCCCAUAUGGAAAGCCGUCAGACGCUCUGAUUCUGGGGAAGAUCAAAAAUGUGGAAUGCGUGCUCCUUGCAAGGCAUGGGAGACAACACACUAUAAUGCCGUCUAAUGUGAACUACCAGGCCAACAUCUGGGCAUUGAAAGAAGAAGGCUGUACACAUCUGUUGGUGACAACAGCUUGUGGCUCACUGCGGGAGGAGAUUCAGCCAGGAGACAUUGUCAUUAUAGAUCAGUUCAUUGAUAGAACUUCCAAGAGAGCUCAGACGCUCUAUGACGGACAGGCCACCAGUCCUACCGGAGUGUGUCACAUCCCCAUGGCUGAGCCUUUCUGCAACAGAACCAGAGAAGUUUUGGUGGAGGUGGCGCGGAGCCUUGGGGUAAAGUGCCAUGUACGAGGGACCAUGCUGUCCAUCGAGGGGCCUCGCUUCUCCUCGAGGGCCGAGAGCCUGAUGUUCCGCCAGUGGGGUGCUGACGUCAUCAACAUGACAACUGUGCCAGAGGUGGUCCUCGCCAAGGAGGCUGGCCUGUGCUAUGCCAGCAUCGCCAUGGCAACAGACUACGACUGUUGGAAGGAACAUGAGGAGGCGGUCUGUGUUGACAACGUACUCAAGACAAUGAAGGAAAACGCCAACAAAGCCAGCAGUAUCCUGCUCACCGCAAUACCCCAGAUUAGUCAGAUGGACUGGGCUCAGACAAUGAAGACCUUGAAAUCAAUGGCACAAUCUUCAGUAAUGUUACCAAAACACUAAGUGCGCAGAAAACUUUGAAGUAGACCCAAGACACCUCCGGCACCGACACGGACUGCAGACUCAACUUUGACUCAUCACUGAACUACAAGAAAAGUGCCUCACAUAAGUAAUGCAUGGACUCUGUCAUCAGCCUGUGUUUAAAUAAGUGUUAUUUUUAAAAAACAAAACUACACAUUACCACCUUUCUUCAUACUAAUUCAUAGGUCUGUUUUUUUCUCUUGAACAAUAACCAGUAUUGUCACUCCUGCGGGGGUUUUCAAUCACUUCAUUUCACAAAGUCAACUAAGAUUUUUAGCCUUACAUUACAGUAUUGUUUGGGGAAAUAUACAUUUGUGGUUCUUUACAUUUCUAUAUUUGUGCUGUUUCAAAUGUACAAAUUUGUUGCCGCUGAACAAUCGGUGUCUUUAUAGCUGUUUACAACACAAGUACAAUAAAGGCUUUGCUAGUGUAGCACAUGAAAACUUAAUGUCAUAGUCACAUCUGAUCGUUUACUCACUAUUCCACAUUCCAUCUAUUUUACUGUGCUAUUUAACCUAUGUAUUGGUUUAAACAAGUCAUUUAAAGGCAGGGUGUGUCAUUAUCUCCAGAUACACGUUUUGGUUGAAAUUGUCAGUAGGUCAUGACAGAAAUUAAUAAUUCAUGUGCUCAUAAAAAAGAAUGAAGAAAAUCAGUCAUCUGUAGCAACUGUAAGCCUGUAAAAACUUUGAACAAUGUCUGCCACGAGGUACCAAACUGAUGAACCAAUCCCGCCUCCCUGUCUCCCUGCUCCCUUUGCGUGCACUGGCCCACAAAGCGUGUCACCGGUGACAGAGUUUAUACUGUGAGUUUAUACUAUGAAUUUACUCACCGCUUUAUGAGACAUGAGAUGAUGUAGUUUCUAAUCAAUGCAAGCGGUGAGCUGAGGUCCACUUCUGGAGAAACGGCGCUCAUGCAUUUAAGUGAGGGGUGUGUUUUUUUUGUGGGAGCAGAGAGGGGAGUGGGUGUAGAAGGACUUUCGAAAUCAUGCUGGUUUUUUCGAAAAUGACCAACCCUGACAUCCACGUUUGGUAAGGCCAGUUGGAACUCUUCUCAUUCAGUAAAGAUUUGACAUUACUGAUAAACUAUUUAACAUUUUUAAACCUGAAAACAAAGAAACAAUGAUUUUAAUUACUCUCCACGACAGUUAAAUGUGUUUAAAGGAAGUACUCUGACCUUUUAUUUAUCUUCUGUUUUCCAGAUGUUAUUAUGUCAGCUUAUUAAUAGUACUGAUUGCUGUUUAAAUAAAACACAUGUUCUGAUCAUACUUGUUUAUUUUUUGAACCACUCAGGUAAAUAGACUUUUUUUUUUUUACAAAGCUACAAAAUGACGAGUUUGUAGCCGUGACGGUCGGGUGCCCUCUCAGACCGCACAACUGGACGUCAUCACCCUGCUCAGUAUCUGAUGAAAUGUGUUGUUAGUUCUGCUUUGUUCCCCUGUCUCAACUUCAAUACACCAUGAAGGUUAAAUAUCAGAAUAAAAAGGAUGAAGAAAAAACAU
Labrus bergylta (ballan wrasse) is the source of this 2634-nucleotide messenger RNA. It is a transcript of the gene mtap, whose product is annotated as methylthioadenosine phosphorylase. Gene Ontology annotation, molecular function: S-methyl-5-thioadenosine phosphorylase activity. Gene Ontology annotation, biological process: nucleoside metabolic process. Gene Ontology annotation, cellular component: cytosol. NCBI's taxonomy places the organism in Eukaryota, Metazoa, Chordata, Actinopteri, Labriformes, Labridae. The record is from RefSeq and is a predicted model, not a curated record.